Molecule: messenger RNA, 1542 nt
Organism: Hibiscus syriacus
Lineage: Eukaryota; Viridiplantae; Streptophyta; Magnoliopsida; Malvales; Malvaceae
Product: RNA-binding KH domain-containing protein RCF3-like
Exons: 7
Coding region: 32-1324 (430 amino acids)
Biological process (GO): regulation of gene expression
Cellular component (GO): cytoplasm; nucleus
Molecular function (GO): mRNA binding
Source: RefSeq, a predicted model, not a curated record
GUUUUAUGAUGUUUGUCUACUGUUGUUUGUCAUGCAGGUUGUAGGUGAUGCAAAUGCUGUAAAAAAUGCUAUAGCAAUUAUUUCAUCACGCAUAAGGGAGAGUCAGCAUCGUGACCGCAGUAAUUUCCAUGGACGAAUGCAUUCACUAGAGUGGUUUUCCCCUGAUGAUGAUUAUAUUCCACCGAUAAACAAUACAUCACGUAAAUCAUCUAUGGAUGGUUCUUUUGGUUCUCGGAUGUCUACUAUGAAUUACAGAGGCAACAAUUAUUCCUCACGUCCAUCUGGCUUCAUUGAAGCUGGGACUGCUCCUAUGGCUGACAGUGGACAGGCUCUGUACGGUGAGGAUCUUGUGUUUCGGAUACUUUGCCCUAUUGACAAGGUUGAUAGUGUUUUUGGGGAGCCAGAUGGCAUAAUAGAUUUACUUCAAAAUGAAAUUGGUGUGGAUGUCAAGGUUGCUGAUCCGGUGGCAGGGUCAGAUGAGAAGAUAAUUACCAUUUCUUCUGAGGAGGGUCCUGAUGAUGAGUUGUUUCCAGCUCAAGAGGCUUUAUUGCAUAUCCAAACUCAGAUUGUUGACCUUGUUCCUGAUAAAGAUAACAUAGUAACUACUAGGUUGCUUGUUCGAUCGAGUGAAAUUGGAUGUUUAGAGGGAAGAGAUGGAUCAUUAUCUGAAAUGAAAAUAUUAACCGGUGCAAACAUACAGAUACUGUCAGGAGAAGAACUUCCUUCUUUUGUAUCAGGACCCAAUGACAUUGUGCAGAUUGUGGGGGAGAUAAAGGCAGCUCGAGAUGCUCUUGUUGAGAUCACAUCACGGUUACGCAGUUACUUGUAUAGGGACCCUCCACCUCCAGCACCACCUAUCACUGCAACAACAUCCAUUGGGAAUAUUUCUCCAGACUUAACUCCAGCUCGUGAUGGACAAACUGCCAAUGACCCUCCUGGUGGAUACUAUCAGAAUGUGCCAACUCCAGCAACGCCAUCAUCAUCAAAGGAAGUUAUGAAAUCUGGUGCGGAAACAGUGAAGCAGACUGAAUCUGAACGACGUGAAGAUGUUCCAAGUGCAAUUAGCAUGAUCGCUGUACCACUUGUUACUAGGAGUACACUUGAAGUUGUCAUACCGGAUUAUGCUGUUCCCAAGCUGAUAGCAAAAUCGAAAAACAAACUGGCGCAGAUCAGCGAGUUGUCUGGUGCGAAUGUGACUCUGGUAGAAGAUAGACCAGAUGAGACGCAAAAGAUCAUUCAAAUAUCGGGUACUCCGGAGCAGUCCGAGAGAGCCCAAAGCUUGCUUCAAGGCUUCAUUCUAAGCACACAAGAAGAUGGACCUUAAUCUACUGCUAGGACGCAGACCUCAAACCAAUGUCUCCACGUAAUCCGAUUCUCCAGAUGUAUAAUUCUGGACUUAUUAUGAGUUUUUGUUCACGGUCAUGUAGGCAUAAAACAAUCGUAUGUCUUUUACUUAAGUCUCUGUCUUGGAUUAAGAACUGUGGGGAGGAUGAGAGCUCUAUUGUAAAUUGUAACAUGAGGAGUUCUCUGUCUUGGUGUUUU